CAAAUUUUUGCUCCCUAUGAUCGCCAAGAUCAAAAUGGCGCCUGGAACAACAACACAGGAUUCCAACAAUGAGAAUACUGAAGGGCAGCAGAGCAAUACAAUUAUCUUUAAUGCAUCCAAGGGAGAACUGUUCACGCCAAAUAAUGGUUUUAAAUCACUGGUCAGAAAACUGAGAUCCAAUUGGAAAGUUAUUACUAACAAAGAUGAAAUUACCUUGGAGAGAAUUUUAACAGCCAAAGUAAUCAUAUUUGGAGGACCAAGAAGAAAGUUUACUGCUUCUGAGUUUGAAGCACUAAAGCAGUACAUCGAAAAAGGAGGAAGCCUUCUGAUCCUACUGGGAGAAGGAGGAGAGAGUCGUUUUGACACUAACAUCAACUUCCUGAUAGAAGAUUAUGGAAUCAUGGUGAACAAUGACUCAGUUGUGAGAACUGUGUAUUACAAGUAUUUCCAUCCCAAGGAAGUUUUGAUUUCGAAUGGAGUCCUCAACAGAGAGAUCAAUCGAGCAGCUGGGAAGUAUGUUCCAGGAUCAUCAGAUCUUGACAAGACAGAUCUUGGACAAUCUCUGACAUUUGUUUAUCCUUUUGGUGCAACACUGAAUGUAGUGAAACCAGCCAUUUCUGUUUUAUCAACUGGUAGUGUGUCCUUCCCACUUAACAGACCAGUUUGUGCCUUCCACUCAUCAAGAUAUUCAAAAGGUAAAUUGGUCAUCCUGGGCUCUGUGCACAUGUUCAGUGAUCAAUAUCUGGACAAAGAAGAAAAUGCAAAGGUUCAGGAUGUGGUAUUCCAGUGGCUCACAUCAAAUGACAUACAACUCGAUAAUAUUGAUGCAGAGGACCCUGAGAUUUCAGACUACCAUUACAUCCCUGACAUUCCCAGAAUGUCAGAGAGGCUGAGAGUUUGUCUUCAAGAAGGAGAUGAGAGUGUUGGAUCAGAUAUCACAAAAAUGUUUGACGAAAAUCUGUUCAAACUUGACACAAGUGUAGUUCCAGCUGCCAUAAGAGCAUAUGAAGACCUUAGAGUGAAGCAUGAACCACUUUUACUAAUAACUCCACAGUUUGAGACUCCUCUUCCACCACUUCAGCCUGCGGUGUUUCCACCAACAUUUCGUGAGCUACCUGCUCCAGCAUUGGAUUUGUUUGAUUUGGAUGAGUGUUUCUCAUCAGAGAAGACAAGACUGGCUCAGAUAACCAACAAAUGUACUGAAGAUGAUCUUGAGUAUUAUGUCCGUGAGUGUGGUGAUAUCCUGGGAGUUUCCAGCAAGCUGCCGGCUUCCUCCAGAGAUGCUAGACAUAUACUGGAUUACAUUUUCCAUCAAGUUGUGGAGUUUAAAAAAUUGAAUCAGGAACCCCCAGAUGAUCCUUCAAAUGAGCCUGACUUUGCAGACGCCAUGUGAAAUAGUCACAUUCAGAUCUUGAUUAAUAUAAAAGCCUUUGUGGAAAAGAGUUGUCAUAAACUUAUUUAUUAAAGUGGUCUAUAGAGAUGCCAGCCAGAUUAAUUGAAGGACAGUCCUUUAGACAACUUUUUUUCGGUAGGAAAUUUUGCCUCACUAAGGGAAUCUUCUGGUUUUAACUACCUCCACCCUUCAGAGCAUUGGUGUUUUUAGCUUCUUACAGGCUUGAUUAAACACCAAAUUCUCUAAGUUAAUAAUGUAGGAUAACAGGUGUAGAAGUGAAAAGGAAGGAUUUUGAAGCUGAUUAUGUGAGUUAUUAACUAAAAGGAGCUGUGCAGUGAUGUAAUAAUUCAUUUUUAGCUUUAUUGAGAUUGGCUUGUAGUUUAGAGCCAAUUUUGAUUGAAUGUUGUAAAACCAUAUGAAAUGUAAAUAUGCAUACAAGUUGAAUUA
This is a messenger RNA of Pocillopora verrucosa, 1840 nucleotides long. Its product is annotated as intraflagellar transport protein 52 homolog. Lineage: Eukaryota; Metazoa; Cnidaria; Anthozoa; Scleractinia; Pocilloporidae. Gene Ontology annotation, cellular component: centriole; cilium; intraciliary transport particle B. Gene Ontology annotation, biological process: intraciliary transport; cilium assembly. The record is from RefSeq and is a predicted model, not a curated record.